Molecule: messenger RNA, 658 nt
Organism: Kickxella alabastrina
Lineage: Eukaryota; Fungi; Kickxellomycota; Kickxellomycetes; Kickxellales; Kickxellaceae
Product: histone-fold-containing protein
Exons: 1
Coding region: 259-570 (103 amino acids)
Biological process (GO): nucleosome assembly
Cellular component (GO): nucleosome
Molecular function (GO): protein heterodimerization activity; structural constituent of chromatin; DNA binding
Source: RefSeq, a predicted model, not a curated record
CCCCAGUGUGAUUGGCCACAAUGGAGAAUGGCGCAUUUUGAUUUUUUCAACGUACAAAAAAUGCGCAACAUGAGAGAAAAAAAUGAGGCGAAAUCAAAACCGCGUAACAGCCGCGCAGCUCAUUUGGAUUCAUGCCGAUGGGUAUAUAAGGGCGAUGCCGCGGACCUCGCUUCACUUCGCCUUUUCUUUUUUCCCUUCCACUCUAUAAUUUUUGUAUUUUCAUACACCUUUUUUAAACACACACAACUCUUAUAAAUCAUGUCUGGCCGCGGAAAGGGAGGAAAGGGACUCGGAAAGGGAGGAGCCAAGCGUCACCGCAAGAUUCUUCGUGAUAACAUCCAGGGCAUCACCAAGCCCGCCAUCCGCCGUCUCGCUCGCCGUGGUGGUGUCAAGCGUAUUUCGGGUCUCAUCUACGAGGAGACCCGCGGUGUCCUCAAGGUUUUCCUCGAGAACGUCAUCCGUGACGCCGUCACCUACACCGAACACGCCAAGCGCAAGACCGUCACUUCCCUCGACGUGAUCUACGCUCUCAAGCGCCAGGGCCGCACUCUGUACGGCUUCGGCGGUUAAACACCAUGACCAACCUUUUAAUCACUUCUUUAUCUGUUGUAAAUUUUAUAAAGCCCAAAAGCAAAAUAAAUAUUUUUGGACUAUUUCA